Messenger RNA from Echinops telfairi (small Madagascar hedgehog), 1518 nucleotides. RefSeq names its product N-acyl phosphatidylethanolamine phospholipase D (gene NAPEPLD). Gene Ontology annotation, molecular function: zinc ion binding; N-acylphosphatidylethanolamine-specific phospholipase D activity. NCBI's taxonomy places the organism in Eukaryota, Metazoa, Chordata, Mammalia, Afrosoricida, Tenrecidae. Bases 105 to 1286 code for a protein of 393 amino acids. Gene Ontology annotation, cellular component: membrane-bounded organelle; cytoplasm. The transcript has 5 exons. The record is from RefSeq and is a predicted model, not a curated record. Gene Ontology annotation, biological process: N-acylphosphatidylethanolamine metabolic process; N-acylethanolamine metabolic process.
GCGGAGAUGCUGCCCUUGUGAGUGGCCGGGGGUCCGCUUGAGCGUCCGCCGCCGCGAGGUGCGGAGCCUGCGUCUCUGGAGCGCCUGGUUUUUCACCAAAGGACAUGGAUGAAAACGAAAGCAACCAGUUCCUGAUGACAAGCAGCCAAUAUCCGAAAGAAGCAGUGAGAAAACGCCAAAAUUCACAGAAUUCUAGAGGAAGUGAUUCUUCCAAAUUCCCCAGGAAAAGCUUCAAACUGGAUUACAGAUUGGAGGAAGAUGUAACGAAAUCCAAGAGAGGAAAAGAUGGCAGAUUUGUCAAUCCUUGGCCCACGUGGAAAAAUCUCUCAAUUCCAAAUGUUCUCAGGUGGCUGAUAAUGGAAAAAAAUCACAGCAGUAUUCCUUGUUCCAAAGAGGAACUUGAUAAAGAACUCCCCGUACGUAAACCGUAUUUUAUCGAUGACCCUGGGGAGGCUGGAGUGGGCGGCGCUGGCUUGCGGGUCACCUGGCUGGGACACGCCACAGUGAUGGUGGAAAUGGACGAGCUGGUAUUUCUCACGGACCCCAUCUUCAGCCACCGGGCGUCACCCGUGCAGUGCCUGGGCCCUAAGCGCUUCCGCCCCACUCCGUGCACCGUAAGUGACCUCCCCCCGAUAGACGCCGUCCUCAUCAGUCACAACCACUACGACCACCUGGACCACAGUUCGGUCAUCGCUCUGAAUGAGCGCUUCGGGAACGAGCUCCGGUGGUUCGUGCCGCUGGGGCUUCUCGACUGGAUGCAAAAAUGUGGCUGCGAGGAUGUGAUCGAGUUGGACUGGUGGGAGGAGAACUGUGUCCCCAGACACGACAAAGUCACUUUUGUCUUCACGCCCUCCCAGCACUGGUGUAAGAGGACUCUGAUGGACGACAAUAAGGUUCUGUGGGGCAGCUGGUCCGUCUUGGGCCCCUGGAACCGAUUCUUCUUCGCAGGAGAUACGGGCUACUGCUCCGCUUUUGAAGAGAUCGGCAAAAGGUUUGGGCCUUUCGACCUUGCUGCGCUUCCCAUCGGAGCUUACGAACCAAGGUGGUUUAUGAAAUACCAACAUGUUGACCCAGAAGAAGCUGUAAGGGUUCACAUUGAUGUUCAGGCAAAGAAAUCAGUGGCCAUUCACUGGGGAACGUUCGCCUUAGCAAACGAGCAUUACUUAGAGCCUCCAGAGAAGCUGCAUGAAGCUCUAGAAAGAUAUGGACUUAACCCAGAAGAUUUUUUUGUCUUGAAUCAUGGAGAAUCAAGAUACCUAAAUUCUGACAAUGAAAACUUGGAAUAAAUAUGGGUUCAAGCAUGCUUCGUGGAAAAGGUCUCAACGAAAUUGAGUUUGCAAAGCAAAUGAAAAGACUCAGAAACUCAUCAGCAUUAUUUUUUAUAUUUGGAAAUAACUUCUGCAAGAUAGUGUUUUAUGUCCUGCAUAAUAACUUGUUUACUUAGAUAAGAUUGCCAGUUUAUAUACACAAAGAAGGGAGUUGGAUCAUUUAUAAUUCAUUAAAUAACAAUUAGCUAAU